AUGAUCCUCAGUCUAUGCCUUUUCAUCUUCGCAGGGAAUAAACCUUUAGCACCGGAUAUCGUCUUUACGCUUGUCGCUGUAUUCAAUAUUAUUAAGAGUAUGCUUACCUUGAGUGUACUUGGUGCUGGGCAGUACGCGCAAGCGAUGGUGAGCUUGCAACGAUUAAGUGACUUUAUGGACCGAAAGACUUCCCCGGUGGUCACAGACAAAACCCAGCUUACGAUGCAGGCUCAGAGAAUAGACCGUCGGGUUCCCUCAUGUUCUACAGUGCAGGUCCUCGGGGAGUUCAAUCACACUCAAGCCAGCCUUGACGUCGAGUUUUCCAAGGGCGGACUCAAUGGGAUUACGGGUGAUACUGGGUCAGGAAAAACUUUAUUGCUACACUCAUUGCUGCUUGGUAGAUUUGGAAACCAAGGCAGCACAGGGCUCGGCAAAGCACAAUUCGAGCCGAUUGCCUACGCAUCUCAAGAGCCUUGGCUUUUCCGAGGCAGUAUCAAGGACAACAUUGUAUUCGGGACUGCAUAUGAUCAAAAGCGCUACGAGCGGGUCAUUAGAGAUUGCGCGCUGGAGAAAGAUCUUGCAGCUUUCAAGGACGGUGACCUCAAAGAGGUAGGUGAAGGUGGCCGCAGUCUCUCUGGAGGUCAACGUCAGCGGGUGUCCCUUGCCCGAGCAAUGUAUACGAACGCAAAUGUUGUCAUAUUGGAUGAUAUCCUCUCGGGGUUAGAUCCGAGCACCUUUGAUUGGGUGGUGACGAAAUGCAUCUUCAGAUCGGAGCAACGGAAUCGCACAAUGAUAAUGGUUACGAAUAGUCAGAAAAUACUCCAGAUGGCUGAUCUAGUCAUCCACAUGGAGAAUGGCAGAAUCGCUCAAGUUAAGAAGAAUCUCAGCACCAAAAACAAGCAAAGCGUGCCCGACACGGACUAUGUCGAUUGUUUGUUUCAUGAUCAGCCAGAAGCCUCUGAAACAAUAUCUGCAACUUUUGCAAGUACCGAGUGCAGCGACGACACGGGCCCGAUCUCUGCGGAGGCAUCAAACGAAUGUCCUGAUUUUUUGCGAGUGAGCAGUUUGAGAUAUGGUAAGUUUAGCAGCAUUAUCCAUUUCCAGGUAAUAACCCUUCCAGGCUUCAAAUACCUUCGGUCAUUCGGCAGUCGGCCAUUCGUCACUUUAGCAGUGAUUUCUGCCGCAGGAGCUCAAGCCUUGGAGAUCGGGCUCCCAGCAUGGCUCUCGAUUUGGAGUGCUAUAUCAGUGAGAAACGAAAAGGAAGGUAUGGAUGGUUUUUACCUAGGAAUUUAUACAGGUAUGACGUCCCCUUCUGAUCACAUCGGGCGGCAAAUGCUGACUACAAGAGCAGGACUCGGUUCAGCGCAAAUAGCGAUCCUGGCAGUCUCGCUGUUGUUGCUAUACUCGGGUGCUUGGCGAUCUAGUCGUGACAAACAUAUGGAAAUGAUUUCCGCAAUUUUCAGCACCACUUACACUUGGAUCUGGAAUACCCCAGUGGGACAGGUAAUCAAUCGUUUCUCGUCCGACGUCGCAAGUUUGGACGACACACUGUUCAGGACUUUUCGUCCAGUUUUGGACACAUAUCUAUCAAUUGGCCUCCGAAUUCUCGCCGUAACAUCGCUUAUACCACUCUUCUUUCUGCCCUCUGUCAUGCUGUCUGGGUUUGCAAUCUACGUGGGCUACCGUUACCGUUUUGCAGCAACCGCCGUGAAGCAUAUAUACGCCGCUAGUCUCACGCCGCUGCAUCACAGUAUUGCGGAAACUGCGUGGGGCCUUAGGACAAUACACGCAUUUCGUGCCCAGGGGAUGCUACAGAAGCGCUUCAAUGCGGCAGUUGAGCACCAUGUCCAGGCAUGGAAUGCCGUCAGUGACCUUCAAAGGUGGCUGGCAGUACGGAUGGAUAUUUUCGUCGCUUUGAUAUCAUGCUCGGCGGCAACAUUAGCCAUCUUGCGGCCGCAUUCAAGUGCACCUGUUGUUGGUCUUAGUUUGACCCUCACAACCGGCCUCUGCACGGCUCUACUUUAUCUGGUUUAUCUCUCGAGUCUUCUGGAAGUGGAAAUGGCCAGUUACUGCCGUAUCGAGAACUAUAUCCAGGAACUCCCACAAGAGGUUUCUUCCUCUAAGCUUGACGCCUGUGCAGUAGAACAUUGGCCGACACAGGGAUUGAUAUCCAUUGAGAACUUCGGAGCCAGCUAUGCAUUGGAUGGAGAUGAAGUUCUCAAGGAUGUCAACUAUAGAGCGAAUCCCGGCCAACGAACAGCUAUUGUCGGUCGCACAGGAAGCGGAAAGACUUCCUUGGCACUGAGUCUGCUACGGCUGACGACUAGGACGCGUGGAUCCAUAUCCAUUGAUGGCGUUGACAUUGAAUCGGUUCCAGUUGAAAAGCUACGGCAGAGCAUAAGUUUUAUCCCUCAGGAUCCCACACUGGUUGAUGGAACAGUACGUUUCAAUCUGGACUUCAACAGAGAGUAUGACGAGGGAUAUCUGCAAUCCAUCCUGGAUGACGUGGCGGGUACAAGGAAAUGGAGGCUGGAUGACACGGUCGAACAGAAUGGGAGAAAUUUCUCACAAGGCGAGAGACAGCUCAUUACCCUCGCACGAGCUAUGGUGAGCAAACACAAAAUUCUCAUCAUUGAUGAGGGGACCGCUAGUCUGGACAAAGCGAGCGAAGGCCGUAUCAUGGCUGUCCUUCGGGACCGCUUCAGCGAAUGUACGGUCAUGGCCAUCACGCACAGGUUACACAGCAUUAUCGAUUUCGACCAAGUCCUCGUAAUGGGCGAUGGCCAAGUGCUGGAGGCGGGAAAUCCUUGUCACCUUCUUGAAGGAGGGGAAAGUCUUUUCAAAGCAUUGUAUCUGCAGCAGUGUGGCACGGAUGCUGUGAUUAGUGGCAAUCUCAGCGACUGUCGCCAAUCAUAA
Molecule: messenger RNA, 2916 nt
Organism: Aspergillus viridinutans
Lineage: Eukaryota; Fungi; Ascomycota; Eurotiomycetes; Eurotiales; Aspergillaceae
Product: putative ABC transporter
Exons: 3
Coding region: 1-2916 (971 amino acids)
Biological process (GO): transmembrane transport
Cellular component (GO): membrane
Molecular function (GO): ABC-type transporter activity; ATP binding; ATP hydrolysis activity
Source: RefSeq, a predicted model, not a curated record